UGCUAUUGCUUAAAUCCUUAAUGCCUAGGUGUGGAUUACGUCAGUGCAAAAAAGUUUUUCUUUUCACUGACACCUAUCUUCUCUUUGCUAAGUGGCACAUGAGAUAAUUCUUUUAAUUCCGAGAAAACAAGUCUACUUUCCCCAUACUUAUACCCACUAUGACUAAGGUAGGCAUACAUCCAGGGUGUGAUACUACAAAGACGACAGAACAUGACUUUAUGGUCAGUGAGAAUGAAAGUGUAUUUCCGUCAUAAGCAGAAAUUUUAUUUUUAUGCUGGUGCUGGGGUCAGUCCAGGAAUGGUUUUUGUCCAAAAAUACUCUUUUGCAAUUUUAAAAUACUUGUCUCCUGGUUUCGACUCUGCAUUGUUGUAUUUGCCUAAUUAUGCAUGACUCACUGUGUGCCCUGUUCCACUCUUUACAGAUUGACAUUCAGAUUCAAGAUGCACUGCGCCGCUAUCAUCAAUGUGCUACCAUUCAGCUGGACUUCCAGCUUCCAGAAAGGUUCAACCUAACUUACGUCAGUGGUGAAGGCGAUGAAAAGAAAAGGCCAGUCAUUAUUCACCGUGCGAUUCUGGGCUCUGUAGAGAGAAUGAUCGCUGUAUUGACAGAGAAUUUUGGUGGAAAGUGGCCGUUCUGGCUGUCACCAACUCAGGCCAUUGUGAUUCCUGUGUCUCCGAAAUAUGAGGAGUAUGCAAUCAAAGUCAAGAAGACCGUGUUUAAUGCAGGUUAUAUGACCGAUGUGGAUCUUGAUCACGGCACCACGCUCAACAAGAAGAUACGAAACGCACAACUUGCUCAGUACAACUUUAUAUUCGUUGUUGGCGAAAAAGAAGAAAAUUCCAACACGGUCAACGUUCGUACGCGCGACAACAAAGUUCAUGGAGAGAAAACCAUCGAUCAAGUGCUAGAAAAGUUUGCCUUCCUCGCCAAAGAACGAAUCAAGGACAGUGAGGACGAAUUUUAAAUUAAAAUAAUGCAGAUCAGUGUAAAAUGUACCCAAAAAUCUCAAGUUGAAUUACUGACUUGAACCGCAGAUGGUGGGGAAAAAAGUGAACAGGGGAAUGGUAGGGGUAGAACUGUGUUACACUGUUCUUAGUAGUCGUUAAUGGAAAAAGAAUGUUUUCUACGCACACGCGUAGAAGACUUUCGUCAAGUGUGGAAUCAAAUGCUACCUGUUUCGCACCUAAUCGAGUUCGCACGCACUGAGUUUGCACCCCUGAAGUCAUUUAUAUACUUUCUAUUUCGAGUUCGUCUUCACCUUCUGUAGAUUAAAGAACGAGAUGUAAACAUGUUUUGUGUGAUUUCGUUUCGUUAUACCCACAAUGUUGUCUUUUUUGCUCGGUAAGACAAAGAUAAAUUUGCAGCACUUGAUCGCUAGUUGAGCCGAUGUGGGUGCGAACUCGCUUGGAUGCGAAACCUCCAGCUACCGUGGAAUCACGUGGAUGUAGCAAAAUUUUAGAAAUUGUUGCUAUUUCGUAACGAAGCACAGUUGACUAAACGAUGAAGCUGAAAGCGUUGUUUUCUUGCCCACGUUAGUUCCGCCUACUCCCUGUUCCUUCCUGUUUUAAAACAGAUACUCCGCGUGAUUUGGAAUACCGUAGUUGCUUUUGUCCCUGAUGUCGUGUGUCGUGUACCUCAACCCUGAAACCACGAAUUUGUUACCUUCCUUUUUCUGUGCAAUGGAAAAGCCCUCGGCGUAGUGUUUUCUAUUGAUAAUUAGUCAUAAGAUCGGAGCCGAUAGCUGUAGUUUUUGUGAGAAAACCGCUAAAUAACACAUUUAAAGCGUAAGCAUGUAGUUAGAAUUUAACUUGUAAUGUUAAACAAAGCGGUAGCACGGAUCGGUAUUGUGAUUUCAGUGUUACUAUAGAAACGUGAAGAAUAAAACAAUUUGUAAGAAAGA
Molecule: messenger RNA, 1900 nt
Organism: Orbicella faveolata
Lineage: Eukaryota; Metazoa; Cnidaria; Anthozoa; Scleractinia; Merulinidae
Product: threonine--tRNA ligase 1, cytoplasmic-like
Biological process (GO): threonyl-tRNA aminoacylation
Cellular component (GO): mitochondrion; cytoplasm
Molecular function (GO): ATP binding; threonine-tRNA ligase activity
Source: RefSeq, a predicted model, not a curated record